CGCGGGGCUCCCGCCCGCUGACACCGCCGAGGCGGCUCUGCACGGCGCGGCGCGGCGGAGAGCGGCGCGGCCGCUCGGGGAUGGCCGCCGGGGCCGCCCCCGCCCAGCGCCGCCGCUGAGAUCCUUCCCUCCGGGGCACCGGCCCGGCAGGAUGUAACCACUAAGGAGGGAGAGACUGGGACAAUGGAGCAUGCACAGCACUAAUGGAAUGAGCGUAGGAAAGAGGAUAUCUCUGGAGACCCUUAGAAACCAUUUCCCAGUGGAUCUAAUCUGGCUACUGUGCUCUGGAAGAGGAGGAGAGCGAGCCAGCAGGAGAGAGAGGAGAGAGCGAGGACCAGCGCAGAUAACGAGCCCGCGCCAUGCAGUCCUUUCGAGAAAGGUGUGGUUUCCAUGGCAACCAGCAGAGCUACCAGCCGGCUUCACAAGACACAUCACGCCUGGAGAAUUACAGGCAUCAAAGUCAGGCAGGGCCGAACUGCGAGCGGCAGAGGCUGGUGGCGAAGGAGUACUACAGUCAGCAGCAACUGCCAUACGCGGGCUACGAGAACAGCACCGUGGAGAAAUACCACCGGGGGAACAAGCAAUUAGCAGGGCAGCAGCUGCAAGGCAGGCCAGCCUUUUCCAGUUACACCGUGCAGGAGAACAGCCCUUACCCUGCUCGCUAUUCGGGGGACGAGAGCUUGCAGGCCUGGGGCGGCCAACCGCAGGCACUGCCCGGUGGUGUGGCCAAGUAUGAAGACAACCUGAUGAAGAAGACGGCGGCGCUGGCAGGCGGGCGGCCCUACCACGAGCCAGCAGCUGCCUCCUUGCCCUUCCGGACUCAUUUUCAGCAGCAGCAGCAGCAGCAGCAGCAGCAGCCACCCGCGCUCCCCUACCCCAAGCUGCAGCGGCAGAAGCUGCCAAACGACGUCUCCUCACCCAUGCCCUUCUCACAGAGCCCCCACUUCGGGCAGCACUCACAGUCCUUCCCUGCCUCCUCUACCUACUCUUCAGUGCCAGGGGGCAGCCAGCCAGCACACUCCUACAAGAGCUGUACAGCACCCUCGGGGCAACCGCCGCUGGAGCGGCCCCUGGGUAGUGCUGCCAGCCUGGCGCCUGGCCCCCGUGUGCCCAACCUGCACGGCUACCAGCCCAACCGCAUCGGCUACGAACAGCCCCCGCAGCCCCCACCGCAGCCCCCACAGCCGCCCCCACCCCCGCAGCCCCCGCAGCCCCCGCAGCCCCCACAGCCCCCGCAGCCCUUGCAAGGGCGGCAUCACACUCCAGAGACCCUCCACUACCAAAACAUGGCCAAAUACCAACAUUACAACCAGCCAGGCCAGACCUACUGCCAGGGCGAGGCACCACCUGUCCGGACACCGGAGCAGUACUACCAGACCUUCAGCCCCAGUGCUAGCCACUCGCCAGCUCGCUCUGUUGGCAGGUCCCCAUCCUACAGCUCCACUCCUUCCCCUUUGAUGCCCAACCUGGAGAACUUCCAGUACAGCCAGCAGCCGCUGAGCACUGGCACGUUCCCAGCCGGCAUCACCGACCACAGCCAUUUCAUGCCACUGCUGAACCCUUCUCCCACUGAUGGCUCAAGCCCUGAUGCUCAAUCUGGGAACUGCAAAACCUUGCAGAAGGAGAAGCUGCCUGAAAAUCUGCUCUCAGACCUGAGCUUGCAGAGCCUAACAGCACUGACCUCCCAGGUGGAGAACAUCUCCAACACUGUCCAGCAGCUGCUGCUUUCCAAAGCUGCUGUGCCCCAGAAAAAGGGAAUCAAGACUCCAGCAAGGACCCCUGAGCAGCUCAAGGGGCAACACUGCAGCCCUGAGAGCAGCACCUACUCAGCAGAGCAGGUGGGGACACCCCUGUCUGACCCACUGAGCACGCCUCAGUCCGUGCACGCCGAGACGCAGGAUGCCGACUACCUGAGCGGGUCAGAGGAUCAGCUGGAGCGGAGUUUCCUGUACUGCAACCAGAACCGCAGCCCUGCCCGUGUCAAUAGCAACUCCAAGGCAAAGCCUGAGUCAGUGUCCACCUGCUCCGUGACCUCCCCGGAUGACAUGUCCACCAAAUCAGAUGACUCCUUCCAGAGCAUCCACGCCAGCCUGCCCCUGGAGACCUUUACCAAGUAUGUGACCAACGAACCGGACUGUCCCCGGCUGCUCCUCAGUGCCCUGUCCCAGGAGGAGCUGGCUUCCGAGAUCAUUGUCCUGCAGGAUGCCAUCAAUGAGAAGGCAGACAAAGCCUGGGCCAACUCGCCCAUGCUGAGCAAGGAGGCCACCAAGUCCCCCUUCCAGCUGGAGAAUCACAGACCCUGCUUGGAUUCCAUGGUAAAGGGCACCUGGCCCAGCCAGGGUGACUCCAGCACCCUCACUGAACCCCUCAAGCUGGAUAAGGCUUCAGGGGCCAGCACAGGGAAAGACUUUGGCGAGGAGGUUUUCGAGGGUCCUCAGGUGGAGUUUGCAGACACUGAGACCAAGGAUGCACUGAAGGACACAGCCUCACUGGCCUUCAACUCCAAGCCCAGCAUCCCAGCAUCAACAUCAAGUGCAGGAGCCACCAACUACAGCUGCUACUCAAACACCACAGCCAACUCGGUGGGGUCUGAGAACACCAUGGAGCACUUUGAGUGGCCGGAGGAGAGCCUGGGCGAGGAGUGCCUGCGAUGGAAGGAUCUGCAAGCCACCGAGCUCCCCAAGGGCUUGUUCCCUAGCAAAUUGGGCUCCUGCAAGGAGAAAAAAAAUGCCUGCGGCUUGGAUCUGUGUGACGGCGAGCAGCCAGCCAAGAGCGAGCCAGCCCAAGACUUCAGCCAGCAGGCGAUAGAGGAGGAAGAGGAGACGCUGACCUAUGAUGAAGCAACAAAGGCAGACAGUGAGCGGUGGCUGCAGGACACCCGGCACUGCUGCUCGACUGGGGACUUCAGCGAGAUCCCCAUCAUCUCCUCACCAGAGCUGAAGGAAUCAGACCUGGAGGCAGAGGAGUACUCCUCGCUCUGUGAGCUGGCUGGAUCGGAGCAGAAGUCGGUGACGUUCGAUGCCUCAUCGCCCAAGCCCCCGGAGAUGCCUGCAGUGCUGUCCUCCAGUGAGGUGCCUGUGUCUGCCGAGGAGACCGUCAGCACGGUGGAGAAGGAGAGCUCAGCCCCGACCCCACGCCUCUCUGACGAGUCUGUCAUCCUGCUGGGCCCUACCGUGGGCACGGAGACCAAGGUCAAGAGCUGGUUCAAGUCCUCCCUGCCCCACAUCCAGCCCGAGGAGGAGAGCGGUGGAGGGGAGACGUCCCACCCAGAGGUGGCCAGUGCCGAAUCCACCCCGUCGAUUGCGGCGAAGCAGCAGCUCACCCCUGAAAACACUCCGGGGAAGACGGAGCCCGUCUCACGGGGCAAAAGCCUCCGCAACAAGAGGGUCCACUGCCGGCUGCCAGAGGGAGAUGGCCCUGGCAGUGCUGUGCCAAGCCCCUUCGACGACCUCUCAGCACCUGGCAGUGUGGCCAGUACCUGCCUCGGGCCAGAUGGCCAAGGGGAGAUAUCCAGCAAGAACUCCCACAGCCAGACGCCACGGUUCCCAGCCGAGGGGCUGCCCGCUCGCAUGUGCACCCGCUCCUUCGCUGCCCUCGCUGAGCCCCGCACCCCUGCCCCGCUGGAGGGGCUGAAGGCCCCCAUGCACCAGGAGAAGCUGGGGAAGAAGCCUGCUUGUGGUGUGAAGCAGAGAGUUGGUUUCAGAGCCAGGAAGCGCAGCAGCCGGCCAGGCCCCAAAAUGGUCCAAAAUGCCAGCGAUGCCACCCUCCUGGUGCCCAGCUUGGUGGUGGCAGAGGAGGUCUCUGGGCCAAUGCCAGCAGAGGGGGAUGCAAUGGAGGUGGGGGACAGGGACCAGCGGUCAAUGAUCCUGCGCUCCCGGACAAAGACACAAGAGGUUUUCUACACCAAGAGGCGGAGGGGCAAGCGGGCAGCUGAUGUCCGGCUGAAGAACUGCAAGGCACCCAAAAAGCUCAUCUCCAACAACCACCUGGCACCCACCUUCAAGUUGGCAGCCCCAGGUAGCCCCCACAAGGAGGGCAAGGUGGGUGCCCGGAUGAAGCUGCCCAAAGCAGGGCCAGGCAUGGGGGGCAAAGUGUCCGAGCGGUCUCUGCACUCACUGAAGAGGAAAUCCACCUUCAUCUCCCCCAUCCCUGCCAAGAAGAGGAACCUGGUCCUGCGGAGCAACAGCGGCAGCGUGAAGGAGGAGAAGCCUGAGGCACCUCCCAGCCUCUUCAAGAAGAUGCCUGUCACCAAGAAGGUGAAAGCCAAGCUGCCCCCUAAGAGCUCUGGUGAAGCUGUCCCAAAACCCCCCCAACCAAAAGAGGCUCCCGAUGUCUGCAUCAAGAUCACCUCCCGGGCAGCUUUCCAGGAGGCCACCAAGACCAAAGUGCUGCCUCCCCGCAAGGGCCGUGGCCUCAAGCUGGAGGCCAUCGUCCAGAAGAUCACCUCCCCCAACCUGAAGAAGUUCGCCUGCAAACCAUCAGCCACCGCAGCAGUGGCCACGGUUGCUGCCUACAGCACCUCCCUGAACCCGGUAGGAGCAGAGAGGGAGCGGGCAGUGAAGCACAGUGGGGUGGCUCUGGCGGUGGGUGACACAAGGCUGUCUAAGCCAGCGAUGGCUCAGAAGGUGCCCCCCAUGCCAGCAGCUGAUCAGCUCUGCCGAAACCCCAACGGCCGAGCGCCGAAGGGGAAGCUGGGCAGCGGGAAGAAACUCUCUGCCGACAGCUGCCAGGCUGAGGCCUGCGCACCCGCCCUGGGCACCCAGCCCAGCUCUGCCAUGACGGCCAAGAGCCUGGGGCUCCUGGGACCCAAGAAGAGGAACCGCAAGGGCAAAGCAGCGGCAUUAGGUGUGGCAAAGGCCCCCAUGGGCCCCACACCAAUGCUGUUGUCCCGGGAGCGUGCGGCCGGUCCGGGUGGUGGGGAAGAAGCACCACGGGAGGGCAAGAAACCAAAGAGUGAGGACAAAGAGACUGGAGGAGGCGAGGGUCCUCCUGAGAACCGCUCCACUGGUGGGCCAGCACGGGGACCGAAGCCACGGGCCAACCACUCCAACUACAAUGGCUACUCCAAGCGGCAGCGUAAGCGUCUGGCCCACGGCAAGGCCAAGGCAGUGCCGGCGCGGUGCAAGAGUCGCGGCAAGCGGCGGCGGCAGCCCCAGCAGGCCCCACUGCUGCACCCUGCCGAGCCUGAGAUCCGGCUGAAGUAUAUCUCCUGCAAGCGGCUGAGGGCGGACAGCCGGGCACCCCCCUUUGCCCCCUACGUCCACGUGGAGCGGCGCGGCGAGUUCACCACCACCUGCACCAUCAUCAACUCGCCCGGCGACGAGGCCCGGCUGCAACGGGGACCAUCCGGGCCAGCACCGCGACCACGGGCAGCCCUACCUGCCUCGUCCACCAUGCAUAUGGGGCCGGUGGUGUCAAAGGCACUGAGCGCUGCCUGCCUGGUCUGCUGCCUGUGCCGCAACCCUGCCAACUACAAGGACCUGGGGGACCUCUGCGGGCCCUACUACCCUGAGGACUAUCUGCCCAAGAAGAAGUCGCGGAUGAAGGAGAAAGCACGGGCAGAGGGGCCGGGCGAGGACGUAGUGCCGCCCGCCGCGGCUGAGCGGGCGCCACGAGGGACAGAGGGCAGCUGCGGCGCCGGCAGCAAGGCAGCUCGGCCAGAGGGUGCCGCCGAGGUGGCCAAGCAGAGCGCGUUGCGUUCCAGCCCGCGGGGCAUGUUCCGUAGGCUGCAGAGCUGCUACUGCUGUGACGAGAGGACAGAGGGCGAGGAGGCGGCCGAAAAGCCCCGGCGGCACGAAUGUCACAAGACUGAGUCCCCGCCGCAGGAGCUGGCGGGAGACACGCAGGAGCACUGGCUGCACGAGGCCUGUGCCGUAUGGACCGCGGGGGUUUUCCUGGUGGCAGGGAAGCUCUACGGGCUGCAGGAGGCCGUCAGGGCGGCUGCUGACCUGAAGUGCUCAAGCUGCCAGCAAGCGGGAGCCACCGUGGGCUGCUGCCAGAAGGGCUGUCCCCACACCUACCACUACGCGUGUGCCGUCGACACAGGUUGCUUAUUAACCGAAGAGAGCUUCUCUCUGAAAUGUCCCAAACAUAAGAGGCAGCCAGUGUAGCCCUGCCACCAGCGAGGGACCGGUGGAAGAGGCAGCACCCUGGGAGAAGAGUGGGGCCGGCCUGGGCUGUACCAGGAGCUGCCCUGCUGCAGGUGGGCACAGCGCUGCCCCCCGUGCCUCCCAUCCCGAGCCCAUUCUGGGCGGGCAGAGCCAGCGCCAGGUUUUCCCUCCUGCCAAACCCCAGCAAAACAUGGGCAAAUCAAGCCAGUGCCAGGUUUUCCAUCCUGCCAGACCCCAGCAAAACCUGGUUUGGCUGCUUGGGAGAGAUGGAAGAGAAUCCUCCAGACAGUGCCAGUGCCAGGUUUUCCCUCUGCCAGACUCCAGAGAAAAAACAGCGUGGCUGUAUGGGAGAGACUGAAUGGGAUCCCCUCAAAGGCAGAGCCAGUGCCAGGUUCUCCCUCCUGCUGGGACCCUGGCAAAACCUGGCCUGGACGUACAGGAGAGGUGGAAUGGGAUCCUCCAGGCUGAGCCAUUGCUGGGUUUUCCCUCAUGCCAGAUCCUGGCAAAACUCGACCUGGCCUUAUGGAAGACAUGGAACAGGAUUCACCGGGAAGAGCCAGCACUGGGUUUUCCUUCCUGCCAGGCCCUGGUAAAACUCAGCCUAGCAGUAGAGAAGAGAUGGAGUGGGAUUGCUCGGAUAGAGCCAGUGCCAGAGUUUUCCCCCUGCCAGGUUCCCAGUAAAACCCAGCCUGGCUGUAUGGGAAAGGUGGAACAGGAUCCUCUAGGGAGAGCCAGUGCUGGGUUUUCCUUCCUGCUGGGCCCCUAGUAAAACCUGGCCUGGCAGAGAGGGAUGGAAUGGGAUCCCUCGGCCCUCGAUGGCUGCACAGGGGGGGAGGGGGGAGGGAGGGGCCGUGUAAAAGGGAGGGGUCCAGCAAUGUUGUCUUACAGUGGGGCUGCCAGACCCGCUGCGGGUCCUGGCUCUCCACAUCUCACACUGAUCUGAUCUGAGAUGUUGCCUUCAGCAAACCUCACGGUGUCUGUCUGUAUAUACCUGUGGCAGAGAAAAGAUAGAGGA
Messenger RNA from Dryobates pubescens (Downy woodpecker), 7125 nucleotides. It is a transcript of the gene RAI1, whose product is annotated as retinoic acid induced 1. Gene Ontology annotation, cellular component: nucleus. The transcript has 7 exons. NCBI's taxonomy places the organism in Eukaryota, Metazoa, Chordata, Aves, Piciformes, Picidae. The record is from RefSeq and is a predicted model, not a curated record. Bases 360 to 6110 code for a protein of 1916 amino acids. Gene Ontology annotation, biological process: regulation of transcription by RNA polymerase II; circadian regulation of gene expression.